Molecule: messenger RNA, 919 nt
Organism: Cuscuta campestris
Lineage: Eukaryota; Viridiplantae; Streptophyta; Magnoliopsida; Solanales; Convolvulaceae
Source: the annotation of a GenBank genome assembly
AAAAUUCUCAAGAACCCUAAUUUCUUCAGAUCUUCUCAAAUUUCUGAGAAAAUGAAGGUUGUCGGUGCAAAUGUCCACUUCCAGAAGUUAGAAGCCAAGUGCUCAUCACCAACAUUCUUUCAAAGCUAUCUGCAAAUGAUAGCCGCUCAAGAACUCUCCGAAUUUCUUCAAAUGGAGAUUCGCCUCAAAUUCGAGGAAGAAGUUCUUGAAUUCAACAGAAAUGGAGAGGUCAAAACUGUUCAUUCAAAGAAGAACCCACAGAGGACGUUUCCAGUCAUCAAGUCCACUGUUGGAGGUACAAAAGUGAAGCUUUCGCAAAAGAAAUUGGGAGAAAAGCUUCGCCUUCCCAAUUUUGGAGUUGAAGUUGGGAAAUUUCCAGUCAAAAAUCUGGACUGGAACAUCAUUGGAAUCUCUGCGCAAGUUCCUUCUGGCCCAGCAAAGAAAGCAGAUCUAAACAACGAUUACAAGUUGGUUUUGGAACUGGUCAUCGCCUGCCUCGAGUGUGGAAGUGGAGUUAAAGGGAAAAAGUAUGAAGCCAGAUACUGGCUAUACUACUUAUCUUACAAAGGAGAAAACAGAGCUAGUGCUAGUGCCACUGCAGAAGAAAGCUCAUCAGACAAUGUUCCACUCAUCAAUUUCGCAAAGACUACCAAGAGAAAGCAUGUGGUGUCUCCCUCUCCUAGUACUGAAGCACCACAGAAUCUUGCUCCAAUAAAUCUUGAAGAAGAAGAAGAAUCCUCUGACCAAGGAGAACUUCAAAGGAAGAAGAAGAGGAAGAUCAACUCUCCAUCAACAUCUGGAAAUGUCAAUCCGGAUGAGUUGAAGGAGAAGGAACCUGCUGAGGAAACCUCUGCUCAAAACCGGAGCCCUCAACAACUUGAAGAAGAAAUUCCUCAAGUCCAAAGCCUUCCAACCUCAU